This is a messenger RNA of Gracilinanus agilis (Agile Gracile Mouse Opossum), 492 nucleotides long. RefSeq names its product HEAT repeat-containing protein 5B-like. The record is from RefSeq and is a predicted model, not a curated record. The transcript is spliced from 2 exons. Gene Ontology annotation, biological process: retrograde transport, endosome to Golgi; intracellular protein localization; endocytosis. NCBI's taxonomy places the organism in Eukaryota, Metazoa, Chordata, Mammalia, Didelphimorphia, Didelphidae. Gene Ontology annotation, cellular component: Golgi apparatus; membrane; endocytic vesicle. The annotation marks the transcript as partial.
AUAUGAAUCCUUUUGCUCCAGGGGUUAGCUCUCGCCGUGACAUUCAUUGUCGACACCAAGGUGUUAAUAUAACAGAAACGGGCUUGGAAGGACUUCUUUUUGGAAUGCUAGACCGGGAGACUGAUAGAAAAUUAUGUUCUGAUAUUCAUGAUACUUUAGGACAUAUGCUUUCAUCCCUGGCUGUAGACAAACUUUCCCAUUGGCUAAUGCUUUGUAAAGAUGUUCUAGCAGCUUCCAGUGAUAUGAGUACUACAACUCCUUUAAGUGGUGGAAAGGAUGAAGAAUCCGAAAAGAAGGAUGAGAUGGAUGAUGAUACAAUGUUCACCACAUUAGGUGAAGAGGAUAAAUCAAAGCCUUCUGUAGCUCCUCGCUGGGCUACUCGAGUGUUUGCUGCUGAUUGCUUGUGUCGAGUCAUUAUGUUGUGUGAGAAUGCAGACCAGGCUCACUUUGAUCUUGCCAUGGCACGUUCAGCCAAACUGAGAAAUCCUGCAA